Solanum stenotomum is the source of this 729-nucleotide messenger RNA. RefSeq lists its product as uncharacterized. NCBI's taxonomy places the organism in Eukaryota, Viridiplantae, Streptophyta, Magnoliopsida, Solanales, Solanaceae. The record is from RefSeq and is a predicted model, not a curated record. The transcript has 3 exons. Bases 1 to 729 code for a protein of 242 amino acids.
AUGAGACUCUUGAAGGUAGACCGAUCAAUCAAACAUCAUGUGGGGAUACUUUAUGACAUCUUGGUAAAGGUUAACCGAUUCAUUUUCCAGACUGAUUUUGUCAUUCUCGAUUGUGAAAUAGAUGUUGAAAUUCCCAUUAUCUUAGGAAGACCAUUCUUGGCAAUCGGGAGAGCAUUGGCGGAUGUUGAAAGUGAAGAAUUGAAGUUUAGGGUGAACGAAGAUGAAGUAACCUUUAAUGUUUGUACUAAAGUGGUUGUUUACACUGAUCAUGUUGCACUACGGUACCCAAUGGCAAAGAACGAUGCCAAGCUAAGAUUGAUAAGAUUGGAAGGCAAGGAUAAUGACGAGCUGGAGAUCGACAUAAAUUAUUAUUUUCCCGAUGAACAGGUAUUCACGGUAACUCUCAAACAACCUUCUUGGUAUGCUGAUUUUACAAAUUAUGUAGUGUAUCGGUUAAUGCCGGAUAAACUGAACUUCCAUCAACAAAAGAGGUUCUUGUUUGAUGUUAAGAAGUACAUUUGGGAUGAACCAUAUUUAUUCAGAGAGUGUGCAGACCAUAUCAUUAGGAGAUGUGUUACGGAAGAAGAAGCCAUCGAAAUCCUCCAUGCUUAUCAUGUUUCACCUGUUAGGGGUCAACAUGGUGGUGUACGUACAACUACUAAUGUUCUCCAACGUAGGUACUAUUGGCCGCCUCUCUACAAGGAUGCUCAUGAGUUUGUUAAGAAGUGA